AAAAAAACGAGGCUGUUGGAGUGUCCCUGGGGCAGGGGUGCUGUAAAGGGGAAUCCCCACUCUUCCAGAAUGUGGGCUGGAGCACGCAGCCGUGUCAAGUCUCACCUGGUGCAUGGGCACUCUGGUAUCCUUACAGCUGACGCAGGCCCUCCGCAGUGCUCUGUUUACUAGCUUGUCACGGCGGCGUUGGCGGUGACUGGCAGACUUCCGGUGGCAUCACCACUUGACCCUGCCAGCGCGUGCAAUCCGCCACAUCCUCACCUCUAAAUUUAGUGCAUAGGAACCUGGGCCUCUAAAGGAAGGGAGGGAGAGACUCCAGACAGUCCUGCUUGGCGUGUUCCCUGGAGGGUGGGGGCCUAAAAGAAGGGGAAGAGGGUAGCGGAGGAGGAGGAAGCAGGAAAGACUCCUGCCCACCUAUUAGUGGCCCGCAAAGCCUGGAUUGCCUGGGAGGGAUUCUGGGUCUCUAGCGCCAUCUGCCUGUAGUCUACCCUGACUUGACUAGUUGAGUCUGGGAGUGGAAUAGGAGGUGCACUAGGAGAGGAGGCACUUCUGUCUUGGCCCAUACAUCACGUGGAAUAAGUUGGGGGAGAAGCAGCCUCUUAGCCUGAGCAUAUUUAGGAAGCAAAGCACCUAUUUUGCUAAACCUGCAAGUGUUAGAGGACACUGUCUCGGGGAAAAUGGAAACGUCAGCUGGAAGUGGACAUAUCUUGACAUGCCGUGCAACCUCCGUUCAGACCAAGGCUCCUAGAAAGUGAGUACGGACGGUAUGCAAAGUUGUGAAUCCAGUGGCGACAGUGCGGAUGACCCUCUCAGUCGUGGCCUACGGAGAAGGGGACAGCCUCGUGUGGUGGUGAUCGGCGCCGGCUUGGCUGGCCUGGCUGCAGCUCGAGCACUUCUGGAGCAGGGCUUCACGGAUGUCACUGUGCUUGAGGCUUCCAGCCACAUUGGGGGCCGUGUGCAGAGCGUGAAACUUGGACACGCCACCUUUGAGCUGGGAGCCACCUGGAUCCAUGGAUCCCACGGGAACCCUAUCUAUCAACUAGCAGAAGCCAAUGGCCUUUUGGAAGAGACAACAGAUGGGGAGCGCAGCGUGGGCCGCAUCAGCCUCUACUCCAAGAAUGGCGUGGCCUGCUACCUUACCAACCGUGGCCGCCGCAUCCCCAAGGACGUGGUUGAGGAAUUCAGUGAUUUAUACAACGAGGUCUAUAACUUGACCCAGGAGUUCUUCCGGAAUGGUAAACCAGUCAAUGCUGAGAGUCAGAACAGUGUCGGGGUGUUCACCCGGGAGAAGGUGCGGAAUCGCAUCAGGGAUGACCCUGACGACACAGAGGCCACCAAGCGCCUGAAGCUCGCCAUGAUCCAGCAGUACCUGAAGGUGGAGAGCUGUGAAAGCAGCUCUCACAGCAUAGAUGAAGUGUCCCUGAGCGCCUUUGGAGAAUGGACGGAGAUCCCUGGCGCCCAUCACAUCAUCCCCUCCGGCUUCAUGCGAGUUGUGGAGCUGCUGGCUAAGGGCAUUCCCCCACAUGUCAUCCAGCUGGGGAAACCCGUCCGUUGCAUCCACUGGGACCAGGCCUCGGCUCGCCCCCGGGGUCCUGAGAUCGAGCCCCGUGGUGAGGGUGACCACAAUCACGACGCUGGGGAGGGUGGCCAGAGUGGAGAGAAUCCCCAGCAGGGGAGGUGGGACGAGGAUGAGCAGUGGCCUGUAGUCGUGGAGUGCGAGGAUUGUGAGGUGAUCCCAGCAGACCACGUGAUUGUGACCGUUUCGCUGGGCGUGCUCAAGAGGCAGUACACCAGUUUCUUUAGGCCAUGUCUGCCCACAGAGAAGGUGGCCGCCAUCCACCGCCUGGGCAUUGGUACCACUGACAAGAUCUUCCUUGAAUUCGAGGAGCCCUUUUGGGGCCCUGAGUGCAACAGCCUGCAGUUUGUGUGGGAGGAUGAGGCAGAGAGCUGUACCCUCACCUACCCGCCUGAGCUCUGGUACCGCAAGAUCUGUGGCUUCGAUGUCCUUUACCCACCAGAGCGCUAUGGCCAUGUGCUGAGUGGCUGGAUCUGUGGGGAGGAGGCUCUCGUCAUGGAGAGGUGCGAUGACGAGGCUGUAGCGGAGAUCUGCACGGAGAUGCUUCGACAGUUCACAGGGAACCCCAAUAUACCAAAACCUAGGCGAAUCCUGCGCUCAGCCUGGGGCAGCAACCCAUACUUCCGGGGUUCCUAUUCAUACACACAGGUGGGCUCAAGUGGGGCAGAUGUGGAGAAGCUGGCCAAGCCCCUGCCCUACACAGAGAGCUCCAAGACAGCGCAUGGAAGCUCCACAAAGCAGCAGCCUGGUCACCUUUUAUCAUCCAAGUGCCCAGAACAAUCCCUGGACCCUAGUAGGGGCUCCAUAAAGCCCAUGCAGGUGCUGUUCUCCGGUGAGGCCACACACCGCAAGUACUACUCCACCACCCACGGUGCUCUGCUCUCUGGCCAGCGUGAGGCCGCUCGGCUCAUCGAGAUGUACCGAGACCUCUUCCAGCAGGGGCCCUGAACGGUGUCCUCACUGCCAAACGUGUUCCUUAAAGAACCACUAACUCGUGACUGCUGGUCCCCGUCCCUUGCCCCCGUGCUCUUAACUUCCUCAUUGUCUGUAGAAUGGGAUUCGCCUUCUGUAGUGGACACCGGGCUGACUUCCGACCUGGCUCUAUAGCUUUUCUUUUUCUCCAGGCUGGGUAACGACCAGGUGGGAUCCUGCUUCCUGCUUUCCUCCUCUCUCCAUGUUCUUGCAAGUGCCUUCAAUACUUCGCAUUUUUGGGAUAAUAAAAGAAGUGACCCUUCCCAA
Messenger RNA from Rattus norvegicus (Norway rat), 2815 nucleotides. It is a transcript of the gene Smox, whose product is annotated as spermine oxidase. NCBI's taxonomy places the organism in Eukaryota, Metazoa, Chordata, Mammalia, Rodentia, Muridae. Gene Ontology annotation, molecular function: oxidoreductase activity. The record is from RefSeq and is a predicted model, not a curated record.